This is a messenger RNA of Agrilus planipennis (emerald ash borer), 1980 nucleotides long. Its product is annotated as activating signal cointegrator 1. The record is from RefSeq and is a predicted model, not a curated record. Gene Ontology annotation, molecular function: zinc ion binding; transcription coactivator activity. Gene Ontology annotation, biological process: positive regulation of DNA-templated transcription. Gene Ontology annotation, cellular component: nucleus. NCBI's taxonomy places the organism in Eukaryota, Metazoa, Arthropoda, Insecta, Coleoptera, Buprestidae. Bases 239 to 1714 code for a protein of 491 amino acids. The transcript is spliced from 12 exons.
UUUAACCUAAAAUUAUUAACUGUCAAAAGCUCGCUAAUAGUGAGAUAUUAUCUGAAAAUAAAAACGUAUCGUGAGUGGUCGAGUGUUAUUUAGUUUAUUGUGAAGUUUUAGUGCUACAGAUCCCCAUUUACAUUAAUUUUUUGUUAAUUGUCCUAAUUGGCAAAACUAAAUAUUGUGUAUUCCUUUAGAGGAGUUCAAUAAUCAAAAUUGAGUAAAACAGGGAGGAAAAUCGAAACAGAUGGAUUCCUUGAUAACAGAAAUAUUAAAUCCAAUUAUAGGGGAAGAUAUUGACGAAGAAAUGCUGGAAUACAUGAUGAAAAUAAGGCAUGAAGAAGAUCUGGAAGAGUUUUUAAGUAAUGUAAUUGAUAUUGAUAACCCUGAGCAUAAGAAUGCAAUAGAAGAAAUUAAGAGAAUAAUAAUUGGGACUGAUCCUAGAUACAGAAAAAACUGGCAGCCACCCAAGGAUGCUCAAAAAUUUGAGGCCAUAAAGUAUGAUAACAAUUAUUAUACAAGUCCCCCACAAGGAAACAAAAAUAAGAAAGUAAAUUAUGUCGCUUUGGACACCUACAAUAAUACACCAGCAAUAAAAAAGGGUCGACAUCCAUGUGAUUGCGAAGCUCGUGCUCAUGCAUUAGUAAAUAACUGCUUAAACUGUGGAAGAAUUGUUUGUGAACAGGAAGGUUCUGGCCCCUGCUUUUUUUGUGACAAUAUGGUGGUUACUAAGGAGGAACAGGAAAUCUUAAACUCUAAUACAAAGGAAUCAGAUAAAUUAUACAACAGACUUGUUGAUCAAAAGAAAUCGAAAGAAUGGAAGAAAGCCAUUGAAACAAGAAACAAAUUGUUGAAAGCUGAUAGAAUGGGGGAAAUAAAGAAUACUAUUUACGACGAUCAAGCUGAUUAUUUUGCUGCCAACUCAACAAAGAAUAGAAAUAAUAGAACACCUAGAUCAACAGCUCAGAUGAAAUUAGCGUUAGAUUUGGCAACGAAAAAGCUAUCUUAUGAGCCGGACGAGGACGAUUUCGAACUGCAUAAAGGGAGGUUAUUGCUCAGUUUAAAUAAACAUUUAGAUUUUAAAGUCGACAAAUUGCCAAAAAAAUUAUUCGAUGAAAAUGUGGAUAUGCGAAAGAGACUGAUAGAAUAUUAUGGAGAAGUAAAGGAUACUGAAGAACUGAUAGACAAAAUUGAACAGUGUAAUAGAGAACCACCUCCUUCUGUUGCCGUUGAAUUGCCCAGGCGGGUUGUAAACCAUGAAAUCACAACUAUUGUGGAUAAGGGGAAGUGUCUAAGCAUGCACCAACCCUGGGCCUCUCUACUUGUUUCAGGGAUUCAAAAACAUGAAGGUAGAUCAUGGAAGACCGAUCACAGGGGUCGCCUAUGGAUACAUGCAGCUUCUAAGGAGCCAACCGAGGCUGAAAUUGCGACUUGUGAGGAAUUCUUUAGGAAGCAUUAUAACGACCCAAAUUUGACUUUCCCGAAAAAGUAUCCUGUCAGUUGUUUAUUAGGAUGUGUUUAUGUGGAUAAUUGUUUGCCCCAGAAAGAGUACCGGGAACGAUAUCCGAAUGGAGAGUGUGAUAGUCCUUAUGUGCUAAUAUGCUCAAAUCCUAUCGUGCUACGCGUAUUUCUACCUAUGACCGGGCAACACAAAAUAUUUUCUAUGAGCCCAGAAAUGCAUUAUCAUGCAAAGCAGGCUAUUCUGGCCGCAUCUUGGGUUUAAUUCAUAAUCUUUAUCUGUUUAUUUUAUAGCUAUGCAAGAACUUGUCGUUUUUCCACUACUUUAUAUUCAUUGAGUUCAUUUGUGAUACUAUUAUGUGUCAAUAUCUGUUUAAAUCUCCUUUUUAGUUUUGCAAACUUAGGUAAAUGUAUAAGUAAAUGAUACAGCACCACGCAUUCCUCAUAUAUGUAUAUUAUGUGUUAAUACAUAUAUAUGUAUAACUGUGACUUACUAAACCUGUUCAAUGAAGUCGAGAAAUGUAAUAUUUA